GAGCUAAGGUUCGGGCCCCGCCUGGGAGGUUGAGAGCAGCGGGUGCCGGGGACCCGGCGCCAGCUUGGGAGCCUAGGAGUUCCAGGGGGAGGGAAGUUGUCAAACGGAGGCCGAGGGAAAUGAGGCGGAGGCCGCGAGAAGCGAGGAGCCCCGCCCCUCCGCCAUAGCGGCCUCCCAGUGCCGCCUCUUCCUUUACAGCCUGCAGCCCGCCCCUGCCUUCCGGCCCUAGGCCGGACCGGGCCCCACCGGUUCCCUCGGGAGUUAACCGCUGAGCCGUGUCCCCUUUGUGGAGAGGAGAUGCCCAGUCCCUGGUUGGGACUACGUCCGAAAAGGAGAACGCGAGAACGGGCUUCGGACCCGGCUGGGCUUGGGAAAGAUGGCCUCUGCCUCGCGGCAGCUAGCAAAACCUCUGGUCCUGAGGACCUUGGGUCAGAGCGACCUCCCUACCCCACAGAGGAUGUUAAUCUUAUCCAGAGAAACUAGGGCUCCAAUUCCACAGGUUUUCCUAUCGGCCCAGAUUGGGCCCUCCCUGCCUUGAGUACAAACAGCAAGAGCUUGCGCUGUCAGACAAGUACUGGGCUUGGAGACCCGGCUUGUAAUCCAGUUUCUGGAAGACUGCAACCCUUUUGGCAGGAGUGAGGGCUGGUAGACUAUGAGGUUUCAGAAGGGAAAAAAAGGAAAAGAAAAGACAUUCUCUUUAAAUAUUGCUUUGGCUGUGCCACCUGACCCCAGCGAGCCUCAGUUUCCACAUCCAUAAAAUGGCGAUUGUAAUUACACAGGCCUCAUGGGGUGUAAUGAGAUCUCUGGUGGAAAAACUCUGGAGAUUUUAUUACCCUGGGCAUAUUUAUCUCACAGGAAAACAGGGUAAAACUGGUUGCUCUCUAAGUGCCCUGCCAGUUCAGAAUCUGUGAUUUCGUUAGAGGGGUUGUUGGGAAGUGAGGCCCUCAAUGAGCAGAGAGGGAGCUCACUGGUUUUAUUUUCACUCGGUUUACCUGUAAGUUAAGGGUAGGCUGCACGUCUUCUGUUGUCGCUGGGUCUAGAGCUUGACUCUAGAGAGAGGAAAGGAAGAAUGGAAGCCUGGUGAAGAGGCAGAGAAGCCUGAAGGAGCUCAGUCCUGGAAGCAGCCCCUCUGAAUUCCUGGUGGUGAGAGGAUGUGGCCCCUGGACCCAUCCCUGAAAGAGGUGCUGGGGUUUGCCGUCGGCUGCCGUGUCCUGACUCUGGUGUUGCAGGCUUUCUUCAAUGCCAUCAUCCCAGACCACCGUGCAGAAGCUUUCUCGCCUCCUCGCUUUGGCCCCUCCAGCUCUGUGGACCAACUUGUAGAAGCUGGUUACUCAGAAGCUUUGUUUGCCCUCCUGACAUUCAGUGCCAUGGCGCAGCUGGAAAGGGGCCGAAGCUGGACUAGUGGACUUCUCUUUGCCCUUGCCACUGGUGUACGCGCCAAUGGGCUGGUCAACGUCGGCUUCCUCGUGCAUUCUCAGUGCCAAGGCUUUUUCUCUUCUCUCACGAUGCGGAAUCCUCUGAGGCAGCUCUUGAAGCUGAUGGGCUCGGUGUUUUUGUCAGUCCUCUCACUUGGCCUUCCCUUUGGCCUCUUCCAGUACUAUGCCUAUACCCAGUUCUGUGUUCAAGGCUCAGCCCACCCCAUCCCUAAGCCCUUGCUGCAGUUAGCUUUGGACAAGGGCUACCGAGUCGCUGAGGGAAAUGAGCCACCUUGGUGCUCCUGGAAACUUCCCCUAGUAUACAGUUACGUCCAGGACAUCUACUGGAAUGUUGGCUUUUUGAGAUACUAUGAACUUAAGCAGGUGCCAAAUUUUCUCCUGGCUGCACCAAUGGCUGUACUGGUUGCCUGGGCAACUUGGACCUACGUGACCACCCACCCGUGGCUCUGCCUUACGCUUGGGAUGCAAAGGAAUAAGAACAAUAAGAGCCUAGAGAAGCCUGACCCUGGAUUCCUCAGUCCUCGGGUGUUUGUGUACCUGGUCCACGCUGCAGUGCUGCUGCUGUUUGGCAGUCUGUGCAUGCAUGUCCAGGUUCUCACCAGGUUUUUGUGCUCCUCCACUCCCAUUGUAUACUGGUUUUCAGCUCACUUGCUUCACGAUCGAGAACCACCGCUGAGAUCCCUAAAGACUGUGCCUUGGAAGCCUCUUGCAGAAGACUUUCCACCAGGACAAAAGGUCCCCAGAAACUCUAUCAUGGGACUCUUGUACAACUGGAAAGCUUGUUCUCUGGUCACACGAUGCAUUCUAGGCUACUUCCUGACUUACUGGCUCCUGGGACUACUCCUACAUUGCAACUUCCUGCCUUGGACAUGACCUGGAGACUGAGGGGACAGGCUUGAAGCAGACUUAACUAGGAUCUGAAAGUACACAUACACUCUGGGGCUGCCUGUGCUGCCCUGGAAUUUUUAUCCAUUAGACCCUCUCUCUCUCUUUGAAGGUUGGUUGGGAACGGGAGAAGUGCGAGCCUCUAGAGAGCCCCUUCUGGGCCUGGCCAUGGCAGAUUUUAGAGUAGAAACUGUUUUCUCUGUAAAUGAAGAAAUCCUACUGCAAGUCUAAAGUACACCUAGAUCUAUCUUGUCUAUCAACCAUGGCAGAGAUCCUCUUAAACUUACCACCCACCCACAUAUCAAUUUAAAUGUAAAUUUCAUCAAAGGCUCUAACUGCUAAGUUGGGAAUAGUUCACAUGUGAUGGUGGAGGGCAGCUGAGGGGCAGUACUAAGUAAAGUGGGACCAUCUUUUCUAAAUGGGACAUUGUUUCUUUUUUUCUUUUCUCAGGCACAUCUUCCGCCUAUGGAAGUUCCCAGGCUAGGGGUCAAAUUGGAGCUGCAGCUGAGGCCUACACCACAGCCAUGGCAACACCAGAUCAGAGCCACAUCUAUGACUUAUGCUGUGGCAUGGAGACAGUGUUGGGUCCUUAACCCACUGAGCCACAAUGGGAACUUCUUGGGACAUUGUUUCUGAUGAUUUUUGCCAUGAUUUGUUCACUUAUUUAUAUGAGAAAUCUUACAAAGAUAUGCAAAUUAAACAACUUUCAGUUAUAUCUGCAA
Molecule: messenger RNA, 3043 nt
Organism: Sus scrofa (pig)
Lineage: Eukaryota; Metazoa; Chordata; Mammalia; Artiodactyla; Suidae
Gene: PIGV
Product: phosphatidylinositol glycan anchor biosynthesis class V
Biological process (GO): GPI anchor biosynthetic process
Cellular component (GO): endoplasmic reticulum membrane; mannosyltransferase complex
Molecular function (GO): GPI mannosyltransferase activity; alpha-1,6-mannosyltransferase activity
Source: RefSeq, a predicted model, not a curated record